Chelmon rostratus (copperband butterflyfish) is the source of this 1471-nucleotide messenger RNA. RefSeq names its product src kinase associated phosphoprotein 2 (gene skap2). Bases 94 to 1098 code for a protein of 334 amino acids. The transcript is spliced from 12 exons. NCBI's taxonomy places the organism in Eukaryota, Metazoa, Chordata, Actinopteri, Chaetodontiformes, Chaetodontidae. Gene Ontology annotation, molecular function: protein binding. Gene Ontology annotation, cellular component: plasma membrane; cytoplasm. The record is from RefSeq and is a predicted model, not a curated record.
UAGCGCAUCAACUUCCGUGUGUGCCGCUUCCGUGUCAGACGAAGCUUCGGGCGCCGGACGGUCCAUCGCUGCCUGGAACCGACUCUCGCCACGAUGCGGCCGAUUCCCGAGGAGCUGACGACGCUCAUUUCAGAUCUAGAGAGUUUCCUCUGCGAUGGAUUAAAAGGGGAAAAUCUAAGCAAGAAGGCAAAAGAGAAGAGAGAAGCCUUCAUCAAGCGGAUUAAAGAGGUCAAACUGGGUUUCCCACAAGAUUUCAAGGAGAAAGGUGGAGAUGACUCAGACGAUGAGGAGGAAGUUGACAGCAACAACGACGGAGGGUCGCUGCAGUCUGAGCGCACAGACAAAGACGAAGAGGCUUGUGAAGGUGCCCAGCAGUCCCCACCCGUGGCAGCUCAGGACCUGACGUCUGUCUUUAAAGCGGGAUACCUUGAGAAGCGCAGAAAAGAUCACAGCUUUUUUGGCACAGAGUGGCAGAAGAGAUGGUGCGCUUUAAGCCAUCACACCUUCUACUAUUAUGGCAGUGAGAAAGACAAGCAGCAGAAGGGGGAGUUCAGUAUCGACGGGUACACUGUCAAAAUGAACAGCACCUUACGGAAAGACUCAAAGAAAGACUGCUGCUUUGAAAUUUCGGCUCCAGACAAGCGAGUCUAUCAGUUUUGUGCGUCAUCAGUAAAAGAGGCGGAGGAAUGGACCAAACAGAUAGACUUUGUUUUGAGAGAUAUGACCGGCAUCAUCCCAGAAGAUGAAGAGGAGGAACAGGAAGUGUAUGAUGAUGUUGGCCAGAUGGAUGAUGACAUCUAUGAAGAGCUCCCAGAGGAUGACAUGCCCGCUCCACCAGCAAAGCCUCCUCCAAAGGUGGAGCCAGCAAGCAAACCCGCUCCUCCUGCUGCAGUUGAUAAAAGCACAGACUACCCAAACUACUACCAGGGCUUAUGGAACUGUACAGGGAACUUCCCAGAUGAGUUGUCCUUCAAACGGGGAGAUGCCAUUUACAUCCUGAGCAAGGAGUACGAGAGCUUUGGCUGGUGGGUCGGAGAGAAGAAUGGUAAUAUAGGAAUCGUCCCCAAAGACUUCCUGAUGGAGCUUUACGCUCUAUAAAUACACCCCACCUAAGCUGUUCAGACCACAUGACUGCAAUGAACACAUGUUCUGUCUUACACCUUUGCUCGGUACAAAACUAAAGGAUCAGAAUAUGUCACCGCAAGUAAUCCACUCUUUUUUAAAUGAUGCAUGUGUCAUUUUCAGGAUCAUUCCCUCCCACUGUCAGAGUCUGGGGUUGGAUGAAAAGAUUUUCACAAGACUGAAAUGCAUGUUUAAGAGUGUUUUUCUACAGUAUCUGCACUUUGCACUGCUUGUUUGUAUUUAUUUCCUAACCAACAUACAGUUUUUCCACAACGACACUUCGUGCUCUGCUUUUGGCAAAUUUGGUAUUUGCAAAUGGAAAAAUUAAUAAAGAUUUAAACUUGUUGGA